AUGCCGCCCCGGAUCCGAACCGUCGAGGGAUCGUGCUGGGGGUGCAAAGAGCGCAGAGUCAUCUGCGACCUGACUUCCCCCGCCUGUGACAAGUGUACGAAGAUCGGAAGACCCUGCGACUACGGCAAAGUCAGGCUGCGAUGGACGGACUGUGUGGCCUCGAGGGGCCGCCUGGCUGGGAAGAAGAUUCCCUUGUAUCAAGCGCCUAUUCUGCAGAAGAAUGCCGAUCACCAUAUCCUCUACUUUGAGAACGAGCUGCUUCCGCGGUUCAACCUAUCCAACACGGUCCCGCGCGUGGAUCUGAAGUUGCUCUCAGCAGAUCCGGUCCUCCUGCAGUCUGUUGUUGCCGUCGCAAAUGCCCACGCAACCUACCGAAGCGCGAACGAAAAGGCGCUCUCGCUGUCGAAGAUCCAGGACCGGAACAACGCGCUAAGGAUGUUUAGGAAGCAGCUGAUGGGCAUACAAACGGACGAAUCUAACAACGCUCUCUUCACCGCCAAUGUGCUGCUCUGCAUCCUCGAUGGAAUCAUCGAACCCAUCACCGAAAGUUCCGCCACGCAUCACCACCUCAUGGGGGGCAAGGCGAUCCUCAAACAAUGGAAGGGCGUGCGGCACGUAUUUCAGGCGAAAUACGAGCUUCCGAUUUUGAUGCUGUCGAUUUUUGCGACGAUGGAUCUCACUCACGCUAUGCUGAUUGGAGACGAUCCCUACUUUGAUGCAUCCUCGUGGCCUGAAUUUGGGGACUGCAAGCCUUGGUGGGGAACUGUGAAAUCGGACGACGACUUCCUCGAGACGAUGGCCAUCCUGUCCCAGCUGUCUACACUUGGUCACGAAGUGCGCCAUUUCAGAGGCACGGCGCCCAUCGGGAUCCUUCUCUCGAUCCAGAAUGCUCUCGAGCAGCAAGCAACUCGACAGGAAGAGGUUGGGCAAACCAAGGACCAGAAGGCUUGGGCGGCGUUCUGCGCGACCUACCGACUCACAGCCUCUGUGUAUCUCUACAGAGCCCUCAGUGCGCUUGAUGUGGACCACCCUCUCGUUCAGCAGGCUGUGUCGGAGUGCAUGACAGUGAUUGGUGGGCAUGAUCUCACCGACAAGCUCCACCAUUGCAUUCUCUUCCCCGUCUUGAUUGUCGGAUCACACAGCUUGGACAGUGCGCAGCGAUUUGCAAUCCGGAAGAGCAUAGCCAAGACAGCAAGCUACUUGUCGUUCGAGGCUCUUCGAUCGCUCGAGUCCUUCCUCGAAAAGCGUUGGGACGAGUUGGACACUUCCGUCGCAUGCAGACAGGCGAAUUGGUGGAUGUACUUCGACGAGAUCGCAAACGUGACAUGCUUGUUCUGA
Hyaloscypha bicolor E is the source of this 1338-nucleotide messenger RNA. RefSeq lists its product as uncharacterized. Lineage: Eukaryota; Fungi; Ascomycota; Leotiomycetes; Helotiales; Hyaloscyphaceae. The coding region runs from base 1 to 1338 and encodes 445 amino acids. Gene Ontology annotation, biological process: positive regulation of transcription by RNA polymerase II. The transcript has a single exon. The record is from RefSeq and is a predicted model, not a curated record. Gene Ontology annotation, molecular function: transcription cis-regulatory region binding; zinc ion binding; DNA-binding transcription factor activity, RNA polymerase II-specific. Gene Ontology annotation, cellular component: nucleus.